Messenger RNA from Branchiostoma floridae (Florida lancelet), 2189 nucleotides. RefSeq names its product all-trans-retinol 13,14-reductase-like. The coding region runs from base 189 to 2075 and encodes 628 amino acids. The transcript is spliced from 12 exons. The record is from RefSeq and is a predicted model, not a curated record. Lineage: Eukaryota; Metazoa; Chordata; Leptocardii; Amphioxiformes; Branchiostomatidae.
GGUCAAUGGUCACAUCUGACAUCACAUAUGCAUGUGCCAAGACGUACCGGUACCAUGCGUUACGUUUGUUGAUAUUAUAUCUUCUCGAGCCAUAAAAGUGAAAGUCAUCGGAGCAGAUCGGACGAAAGCCUUCUUAAUUCGUUCUUAAUUGAACUAGACCUUUCAACCCGUCAUCAUUGUUCAGAAUCAUGGCUACACUGGCCACAUAUUUUGCAGUCUUUGCUGAAAACUUCUCAGCUACCUCCUUGCUGAUCUCCGUUUCCGUCCUGAGUUCGGUCUUCCUCCUUCGGAAGUUCUCAAGGAGUGAUAAGUCGUGCAACCCCUUCAAGGAGGAUGCCAGGAGACCACCAGAACCUCUGGUCAUCGACAAGGACGCCAGGAAUAAAGUUCUGAAGAAGGGUGCCGCAUUUUCUGUGGAGAAGGUGCCCUCUGACCUCGACGCCAUCGUGAUCGGGAGCGGACCGGGGGGCUUGACGACGGCGGACAUCUUGCGCAAGUCUGGGAAGCACGGUGCUGGUUCUGGAGCAGCAUGGGAAACCAGGCGGUUGUCACACACCUUUGGUCUCAAAGGGCUGCAAUUUGAUUGUGGGAUCCACUAUGUGGGGAAGAUGGAGGACAGUAGUACUGUCAGAGUUUUACUGGACCAGAUCACGGAGGGGCAGCUACAGUGGGCCAGUUUGGACGACGACUAUGAUGUUGCUGUACUUGGUGAACCAGAUCAGAUGCGUUGGGUCCCCAUCAGAUGUGGAAGACAACAGUACAAGCAGGAACUACUGCAGCAUUUCCCAGGGGAGGAGCAAGCUAUUGAGAUGUUCCUAAAGAAAACAAAGGAAGUUGCAGAUGGUGCAGACAUCUUAGGAGUACUGAAGAUCUUACCUCUUUGGCUGUGCAAGGUCUUAGUCAAGACAGGCAUCGUGCACGUCUUAAACAGCUUCUUCCGAUACAUGUCAAGAUCCACCAAGGAGGUCUUAGAUGAACUGACAGACAAUGCUGGCUUGAAGACUGUGUUUGCACACAACUUUGGAGACCAUGGCGUUCUCCCCAGCAAGUCAGGUUUUGCUCUACAGGCUAGCCUGGCAGAACACUUCAGGGAUGGCGGGUACUACCCAGUGGGUGGGGCAAGCGAAAUAGCCUUCCACAUCAUCCCCGUUAUCAAAAAGGCUGGAGGAGCUGUGCUCUGUAGGGCACCUGUCAGUCAAAUUUUGAUUGACAACGAUGGACGAGCAACAGGUGUCCGAGUCCAGGACAAGAAAGUUGGAGAAGUGGACAUUCAUGCACCGGUCAUCGUGUCAGCUACUGGUGUGUACAACACCUACCACAACCUGCUGCCUACAGAAGUGGCACAAAACACAGGUUUGGGUGAUGUGUUGAAGGCUGUUAGCCAGAGCUGUUCCUGUCUGUCUGUAUUUGUUGGUCUGAGAGGAACCAAAGAGGAGCUGGGUCUGAAGGCACAGAACAUCUGGCUCUUUGCAGGUAAUGAUAUGGAGAGGCUUCAAGAAGAAUACAGCAGCCUGACACCAGAGGAAGCUUCGGAAGCCGACCCUCCUGUACUCUUCAUCUCCUUCCCUUCUGCCAAGGAUCCGUCCUGGGAACAAAGAUGCAGUCCUGAAAGAUCAACAUGUACUAUACUGAACUUCUCUAUCCCACCCGCUUGGUUUGAGCGCUGGAACGACGAGUGCGUGAAACACCGUUCUGACGAGUACCAACAUCUGAAGCAGGCUAUUGGACAGCACAUGUGGGAACAAACCUGUCGGCUCUUCCCAGAAUUGCAGGAUAAAGUUGAGUUCAUCGAAGUUGCCACAUCGAUCAGCAACAAUCACUACAUCAACGUGUCCCACGGAGAGAUCUAUGGGCUGGAACACUGUCGGACACGCUGUAGCGCCGAGAUGGCGCUAAAACUGCGGCCGGAAACACCAGUCCCAGGGCUCUUUCUUACAGGCCAAGACAUUUUCUUGACUGGGUUUGUCGGGUCGGUGUUCUCUGGUGUCUUCACAGCCGGAGCAGUGCUGGAACGCUACGUCAUCCAAGAUCUCUGGAACCUCUGCAAGAAGAUCAAAGAUAAGAAGACACAAUGAUGGCAAAACAAGAAUAGUUCAAUAAGAGCAAGUUUGACUUGACUUAGGCCACACCAAUUUAAUUUCUUGGUUCACGGAUUCGCUCGCUCCUAUUUUUUGGGAAAAAAAAAUAAA